GUGAGGUUCACCGGCAGUGUGGUGUAAGAUGAGAGGAGGCUGUGAAACGUGUUUAUAAAUAAAACCAGACGUUAAAACUGACAGCUUUAGUGGAGCAGACAUGAAGACGGUGUUUGUCACUGUCGGCACCACGAGCUUCGACGAGCUCAUCGAAACCAUCACGUGCCCAGAGUCUGUGCAGGCUCUUAAAGCUCGUGGAUGCAAGCGUCUGGUUCUUCAGGUUGGAAGAGGAUCAGCCGUUCCAGCAGCUGACAGCUGCCCACAAGUUGAACUCGAUGUUUUUCGAUUCAAAGACUCGAUAGCAGAAGACAUGAAGCAGGCGGACCUCAUCAUCAGCCAUGCAGGGGCAGGAAGUUGUUUGGAGGCCCUCGGAGCCGGCAAGCCCCUGCUGGUCGUAGUAAAUGACAAGCUGAUGGACAACCACCAGCUGGAGCUCGCUCGACAGCUCCACAUGGACUCCCACUGCUUCUACUGCACAUGCAGCACCCUGACAGAAACUCUGAGGACCAUGGAUCUGUCUGUUCUUCAGCCAUUCCUGCCCGGUCAGCCGCAGCACUUUGCAAACUUUCUGGACAAAGCUCUCGGGGUUCAGAAACUUUGAUUUUAAGGGACUUCUUAACUUCUGUUACAUUCAGGAGAACCAUGUUGUAGAUUAUGAUACUUAGUUAUCAUAUUGUAAUUGCACAGAACACUAUGGCCUCUCAAGGACAUUUGACUUUCUAUUCUUUUAUAUGCAAUGAUAAUAUAUGUAAUUUCCACUUUAAUGUGUGCUAUGACUCAUUUGUAUAAAAGGACUUCGUAAAAUGA
This is a messenger RNA of Cheilinus undulatus (humphead wrasse), 807 nucleotides long. RefSeq lists its product as uncharacterized. The record is from RefSeq and is a predicted model, not a curated record. Gene Ontology annotation, biological process: dolichol-linked oligosaccharide biosynthetic process. The transcript has 4 exons. Gene Ontology annotation, molecular function: hexosyltransferase activity. The coding region runs from base 101 to 601 and encodes 166 amino acids. Lineage: Eukaryota; Metazoa; Chordata; Actinopteri; Labriformes; Labridae.